Caenorhabditis auriculariae is the source of this 560-nucleotide messenger RNA. Lineage: Eukaryota; Metazoa; Nematoda; Chromadorea; Rhabditida; Rhabditidae. The record is from the annotation of a GenBank genome assembly.
AUGAAGACGCGCCGCAGCAGAUUCAGAAAUGCAGCAGCCAGAAAUUGCCGACUGGUUGAUCCUCAGUCGCGUCGAAUUUUCGCCAAAAUCCUGCUCGGCGAAUCCAUUGUCUUCCUGCACAAUUGCGUGAAUGGUGACAAUGAUCUGAUUGACGAAUUGAAGCUCGGCCCGGACAGCGCUCGCCUCUGGAGAAAGCCGGGUAAAAGAGAUGCCAUUCCAAUUGAAGGUGAGUGAGUUGAGCCGCCAGGUGCAUCGUCGCCGCGUGGGCCACCUCGGCCGCUCAGACUUGGUUUUCGUUGCCGACACACAUGCGGUGCAAAGCCGGGAAGGAGGUCCGAGCAGCAGGCAGAAGCUCAGCGCAAAAGAAGAUGCGGCAUUUCCAGCAUGUCCGUGCUCAAGGUGGCAGGAACCGCCAAAAGACACGCGAGGUCACGGGCACGGCGCAACUGACCAGUAUAGACCAAAAGGACGACCACGUCGCGGGCAUAAGCUGCCGCGCUCGUAUACCGCAACUUCAUUGUGACCUGCUCAAUCACUUGACGAAUAACAGCAGGAUUUGA